UUUAUUGUCCCUUGUCGCCACCCGUCCGUGUCGUACGACCUGGUCUCCUGCUUAGAAAUGGCUGAAGCUCCACCACGGCCCUGCCGGUUUUUCUGUCACCGGUGUUCAGCAGAGAUUAGUCCGCGUUUACCGGACUACACCUGUCCACGCUGUGAUUCCGGUUUUAUUGAGGAACUGUCUGAGGAAGGAAGUACUGAAAAUGGGUCCGUAUCCACGUCCUCCACCGGUGAUCAUAACCGACCAGCCUUUGAGAACAUGGAUCACCAACACUUGUUCACAUUUCCCUCUGGGUACGGUCCGUUUGCCCUUGGGAUUUUUGAUGAGAACUUCGACCUUCGAACGCGGCUACCCACAGAAGACAACCGCGAGACAGAAAACAGGAGAGAAAGGGAAAUGGCAUCACGACAACGAUACGGUGCACGGCAACCCCGGGGUCGACAUGUUCCUCGACGACAGGGUACGCGCCAUGAAGGAGUGCCCACAUUAGAGGGAAUUAUCCAGCAGUUAGUAAAUGGAAUCAUAGCGCCUACAGCCAUGCCAAAUAUGGGGAUUGGACCAUGGGGUAUGCUACAUUCCAAUCCAAUGGACUACGCCUGGGGUGCCAAUGGUCUUGAUGCUAUCAUUACACAGUUAUUGAACCAGUUUGAAAACACGGGUCCGCCUCCUGCAGACAGAGAAAGGAUUAAGAGUUUACCCACCGUUACUAUUACAGAAGAACAUGUGGGUGCUGGUUUAGAGUGUCCUGUGUGCAAAGAAGACUACAGCGUUGAGGAGAAUGUUAGACAACUGCCAUGCAAUCAUUUGUUUCACAAUGACUGUAUAGUUCCAUGGCUGGAACAGCACGAUACGUGUCCUGUGUGCAGGAAGAGUCUAAGCGGACAGAACACAGCCACAGACCCACCAGGGCUAUCGGGAAUGAACUUCUCUCCCUCGUCCUCAUCCUCUUCCUCCCCCAGCUCACCUAGCAAUGAAAAUGCUGCCAGAAACUCAUAGAUGUUCACCACCAACGUCACCUCGCAUCUGAAAACCUCACAACAUACGACAUACGAGAACCAACGCCUCCUAGCUGAGAACAGGACAGCAGUCUGUCUCAAUUCUAGGGGACGAUAUGAGUCGAGUUGAACUCUGAAUCUGUUGCAGAUUUUAAGUCAUCAUUCCUCCCUCUGUGUUGAGCGGACACCGGGUCCAGCUUCUGCUGCUGUUGUCGCAGAGUAUUUGAGGAGGUGGGACUAAAAGUUGGAAUGUGACCAGAACUGACUGGAGCAGAGUUUGAGCCGGAGUGGACUGCUUUUUGACGGAGACGUGUGUUUGCCACAAGGCUGGGGCACAUUUUUAUAUUUAAAUAACAGAAUGCUCUUUUUUUUUUUUUUUUUUUUAAACAUAGCCUGUGGUGGUGCAAAGUCAGUAGAUGUGUAGAUAGAGAAUUCAUUUUGAAUAAUCUGCCACUGUGCAGCUGGUGGAUCAAACUAAAACCUUGUGGAAGGAAACUGAGUGUAUGCAUCUGAUUCAUAUUUAUUUGCACUUUUGCUUUUUUUAUUUUGCACAAAAAUUCUGUCUGAUGUUGAGAAUGUGAAUCAGGGUAAACUACUGAACAAAAAAAAAAAAGACUUCACAUUUUUUGCAUUGAAUAAGUUUUUUUUUUUUAUUAGAUUCUCUUUUUAUUAGAGAUUCAUCCAGUGAAUUUGCAUCUUGACAAGGUAAGACCCUCACAGCUCAACAGUGGACAUGUUUUUAUUCCUUAAGAGAAAAAAACUCACUAACAUACUUAUUCAUUGAACCCUUGCCCAAAACUCAAAUUGAGCAUUGUAACAAAAAAAAGACACAUAAAAAAAUACCUUACCUCUGUGAAACUGGCCAAAUGUGAUUCACAAAACAAGUGUUUAUUAUUUUAUUUACAGAUUUUUCGUACUGUUGCAAUAAAGUGCUAAAACAAACAA
This is a messenger RNA of Anoplopoma fimbria (sablefish), 1937 nucleotides long. RefSeq names its product E3 ubiquitin-protein ligase RNF126-like. Gene Ontology annotation, cellular component: cytoplasm. Gene Ontology annotation, biological process: protein ubiquitination. The record is from RefSeq and is a predicted model, not a curated record. Lineage: Eukaryota; Metazoa; Chordata; Actinopteri; Perciformes; Anoplopomatidae. The transcript is spliced from 9 exons. The coding region runs from base 58 to 993 and encodes 311 amino acids. Gene Ontology annotation, molecular function: ubiquitin protein ligase activity.